AUGGCGGCUAAUACAGGAGUGGCCGUCUUCGUCCUGCUGCUUUGCUGCGGGCAGGGAGCUGAGUUCCAGCCGAUAAACAUGACCACGGAGGUCACCAAGGGCGAGCUCGAGGACAGGGGUCCCGACAGACCCCCGGCCCAGCUCCCAGGCCAGACGAGCAGGGGCUGGAGGAAGGGGCUGACCCUGACCUUGAAUGGAGGACCUGGAGCCGGACACCCAGCCCUAAGAAGAGGGGGAGGAGCCCUGGGCGGGGCUGCCGGGGGGCCGGCACUCAGAGUCCCCGCCCACUGCCCGGCCCGCGAGGCUGCUUCAGGUCGGCCAGGCCGGGGAAGCCGGCGGCCAGGAGCCCGGGGGCCCCACGGAGGACUGGCUGCCCGCGGUCAGCUCCCCCAGGGAACUCGGACCGCCCGGAAUCGCUCGCUUACGGAAGAGGAGCCGGCGGGGCCAGUGCCUCUGCCCCCCCGUCCAGAGAGGCACAGGGCAGGUGGCCGUGACGGUGUCCCUUCCGCACGUCACAUCCUCAGCCCGCCGGUCAUACGGGAGCCGCGUGGGCUUUUUACGGAAGGACGUGCUGGUCCCUCUUCACCCGCCCGGCGCUCCUUCCCCCCGCGAGGGGCGGCGCCAGUGAGCGCGGCCCGGGAGCGCGGGUGUCACCUCCAGCGCCCGGCGCGCCACCCGUCCUCACCCCUCCCUCCCGGCGGGCCCCGAGUCCCAGGAGCCCCGUGCAGGGCCCCUCCCCCUCGAGCAGGUGGUCGGCCCCGCAAAAGCCAGUCGGCCGACGGACAAGUCGGUGCAAAUUCAGGGAACGUUGUUAAACUAUUGGUUUUUUUCCCCCCAGUUUCAGGCACUGAACAGCCAGCAAAUUUAAGAAAUCUGGAUGACGAUGUGGAUACAGGAUUUGAUGAAAUUCUGGUCCGAGAGAUGUUGGAGCCAAAUAAAUCAUCAUUUCUUCAAACACAAAGCCUCCCACCAACAUCGACAAAGACUCCGACAAAGAAAAAAAGAAAUUCUCUCCAGCAAAGAAGAAAGAAGUGUAAAAGUUUGUUCGAGGGAGGCAGAAACCACAAGGGGAUGCGGAACCUAGCCUGAGAAACCAGGACUGCUCACUCACCCGCCGCCUCCAGGCAGAAAAACAAAAUAGAAUUACUAACCAUUCUGUGUGAAGGAGAAUCGUUUUAUUCAAGGAGUGCCAAAUAAAAUGAACCUAUUUAACUAUUAA
Lagenorhynchus albirostris (white-beaked dolphin) is the source of this 1219-nucleotide messenger RNA. RefSeq names its product proline-rich protein 2-like. The coding region runs from base 1 to 1089 and encodes 362 amino acids. The record is from RefSeq and is a predicted model, not a curated record. Gene Ontology annotation, cellular component: acrosomal vesicle. The transcript is spliced from 5 exons. NCBI's taxonomy places the organism in Eukaryota, Metazoa, Chordata, Mammalia, Artiodactyla, Delphinidae.